AUGCGAUCGCGGAAACGGACCCUUAUCCUCUUCCCGCGUGGAGAUCAAUUCGUCGGCUCCGCACAAGGCACACCUGCCUGCCCCCAUGCCUCCGCCCAACCCCCACCUCCCCCCAUGACCGCCUUCCUCUCCGUCUCCGUCCUCCACGGAUCCGCCUUUUUUCCCCCUCGCCACCGCCGCUGCACUACCCGCAUCGCUUCCAGAUGGCGAUCUCGACGCCAUCUGCGUACGCGCAUGUCCGCCCAACCGCCGCCCGUCCCCGACCCACCCGAAGAAGACGCCCUCUCGACGGACCACGACGACGUCUUCGUGCUGGAGGAUCACCUCCCCGCCUUGGUGGAGGACGUCCCGCCCAACGUCUGGGCGAGGCUCCCCACCCCCGCGGCCCUGCACCCCACGGCCCUGACGGACGUCGUCAUCGUGCUGGCGAUCGUCGCCCUGGUCUCGGGGCUGGUCCUCACCACGCGCAACCUGUUUUCCGCCGCCCCGUACUCCUCGCUCGUUAUCUCCACCUCGCUGUCCCUCCUCCCGGCGUACGCAGCGCAAUCCCUCGUGCGCAUGGUCGUCGCCUACGCCUUCUCGCUACUCUUCUCAUUGGGCUACGCCUACCUCGCCUACCGUGUUCGCUUCGCGGCCAAGCUCCUCAUCCUGCUCAUCGACGUCCUGCAGUCCAUCCCGCUGCUCUCCUUCCUGCCGGGCGUCGUGCUCGGCCUCAUCGCCCUCUUCCCCGACGCCCGCAUCGGCCUGGAGCUCGCCGCCGUGUUGCUGCUGUUCACCAGCAUGGCCUGGAACAUGUUGCUCGCCUUCUACCAGGCCCUGCGCUGCAUCCCGACCGACCUCGUCGACGUCGCCAAGACCUUUCGCCUCUCCGCGUGGAACCGCUUUUGGACGCUCGAGCUGCCCGCGGGCGCCGGCCCGCUCGUCUGGAACUCGGUCAUCUCCGUCGCCGGCGGCUGGUUCUUCCUCAUCUCCAUCGAGAGCUUUGAGCUCGGCAACCGCGAUUUUAAGCUCCCGGGCCUGGGCUCCUUCCUGGCUGUCGCGGCCGAGACCGCCGACUACCCCGCCAUCGUCGCGGGCCUGGUCGUCGUCGUCGCCAUCAUCGUCCUCAUCGACUUUCUCAUCUGGCGGCCCCUCAUCGCCUGGUCCUCCAAGUUCAACUACGGCAGCGCCCAGAGUGACGACAACCGGUCCAUCGUCCUCAGCAUGCUCCAGCGCUCCCCCUUUGUCCGCUCCGUCCACGCGAAGCUCGUCGCCCCCGCCUGGGAGCGCUUUGUCAACCUCCGCUUCCCCACCCCCCGCGAAAUCAGACCCUACACCAAUGGCAACGGCCCCGCGCUCCUCUCGGAGCUUCAGCAUAGUUCCUCCCCGCAAUCUGUCAAUACUCUCGACUCUCUCUCGCUCUUCCAAUCUCUUUUCGGCGCCAUCUCCCAGACCGUCGUCUCCGUCCGCUCCAGCCUUGCUUCGUUCCUCCCCACCCUCUUGACGAUCUCCGCCUUCGUAGCCGUCGCGUACGGCGCCUGGCAGUCGGCCCCUCUCGUCGAGGCGAUCUCCUCCCAGCAAUGGCUCACGCUCGCCACUUCCGCGCUCGCCACGUUUGCCAGAGUCGUCGCUGCGCUCGCCUUGUCGCUGCUCUGGACGGUGCCCGCCGGCGUCGCCAUCGGCCGCAAUCCGCGCCUCGCCGCGAAGGUGCAGCCCAUCGUGCAGAUCGCCGCGUCCGUGCCUGCAACCGCUUUAUUUCCGUUCAUGCUGCUGUUUCUGGCAAGGUUGGGGGGAGGGCUUCAAGUGGGCUCCGUCGCGCUUAUGAUGCUCGGCACCAUGUGGUACGUUCUGUUCAACGUCAUCGCUGGCGCGCAAGCAAUUCCGGCAGAGCUGUUUGAAGUCGACUCCAUAUACAACAAGGACGGACAGUGGACGCGCUGGCGCACGUUGAUAUUGCCAGGCAUCUUUCCCUACCUCAUUACGGGCGUCGUCACAGCCGUCGGGGGGGCCUGGAAUGCUUCCAUCGUGUCAGAGUAUGUCGUCUUUCAGGGAGGUGUUAUGAAGACGCACGGCCUUGGGUCGCUCAUUUCGGAGGCUGCCGCGACGGGAAAUUACGGACUCUUACUCGCAGGGACCGUUGUGAUGAGCUUGUUGGUGCUCUUGACGAAUAGGUUCGUUUGGGGGCCGUUAUACAAGCUUGCGGAAACAAAAUACCGGAUCUGAUUAUGCAGUUUGAAAUCUUGAUUUUCGAAAAGAGCUUUCAAAGCAAGCAGACAAGGGUAUAUCGUUGUUGACAACGAGCGAGUUUCAAGACGCCCUGAUAGAAACCACGGCUCGGUCGCACCUUUUUUAUUAUCGUUUCGCAUGAUGGAUACGAGUGUGGACUAUUUCUAGUCGGAUUUCAUCGGAGGUGUAAGAUAUUUUUACUUAGACACGACUCACGACGUGUCCCAGGGCUUUAUGCUCAUCUGCACCCAAUCCAGCGACCAGUCCCUCCCUCUUCCAUGAGGUGCUCUGCUGCAGCAAUCUUUUCGCUAGAAGAAAUCGCAAGAAAGACGGCGGUGGAAGAUGGAAUCCUGAGGGGGGCGGGGGAGAAUGAAGAUAAUGUUGCGUUUAGGGGGGCGAUCAGGUGCAUUUCGGUGGCAACAGACGGGUGAAAUCGAAAAAGGUGCGCCCCCCUAAACGCAAAAUCUCCCGAAAAGAAAAUUAAUGUUCAUCGUUUCCUCUCAAUGCAUGGAUGAAUCUAUACAGUAAAGUACACAGGAAUCGUGCAGAAUUGGGUUUGUGGUAAAA
Molecule: messenger RNA, 2772 nt
Organism: Chondrus crispus (carragheen)
Lineage: Eukaryota; Rhodophyta; Florideophyceae; Gigartinales; Gigartinaceae
Exons: 2
Coding region: 1-2202 (733 amino acids)
Biological process (GO): transmembrane transport
Cellular component (GO): membrane
Source: RefSeq, a predicted model, not a curated record